UGUGUGUGCACGUGUCACCUGUCUGUGUGUGCAGGUGUCUGUGUGUGUGUGCACGUGUCACCUGUCUGUGUGUGCAGGUGUCUGUGUGUGUGUGCAGGUGUCACCUGUCUGUGUGUGCAGGUGUCUGUGUGUGUGUGCAGGUGUCACCUGUCUGUGUGUGCAGGUGUCUGUGUGUGUGUGCAGGUGUCACCUGUCUGUGUGUGCAGGUGUCUGUGUGUGUGUGCAGGUGUCACCUGUCUGUGUGUGCAGGUGUCUGUGUGUGUGUGCAGGUGUCACCUGUCUGUGUGUGCAGGUGUCUGUGUGUGUGUGCACGUGUCACCUGUCUGUGUGUGCAGGUGUCCUCUGGACGACUUUGAGUUGGUUUUGUGGACGUCUGGAGCUCGGGGGAAGUGUUACUCUGUGUGUCCAUACUGCUUCAGUAACCCCCCCUUCAGAGACAUGAAGAAAGGUCUAGGGUGUAACGAGUGCACACACCCUUCGUGCGUUCACUCCCUGGCGUCUCUGGGCAUCGGUCAGUGUGUGGAGUGUGAGUCUGGGGUUCUGGUUCUGGACCAGACGUCGGGUCCCAAGUGGAGGAUGUCGUGUAACAAAUGUAACGUGGUGGUUCACUUCUUCGAACACGCCCACAAAGUCCAGGUGUCGUCGGAGUCGUGCGAGUCAUGUGACGCGUCCCUGGUGGACGUGGACUUUAAUAAGUCCCGCUGUCCUCUGCCUGGGGGGGACACUCACAGGUCCGGCUGCGUCUUCUGUGACCCGAUGUUCGAGGACCUGGUGGAGCUGAAACACGCCGCCCUCAAACACCCGAUGCACCGCGGGGGACGAGGACGAGGACGAGGACGAGGACGAGGACGACGAGCCGGACCCAAGAAACCCAAGGACAAGAUGGCGGCGCUGGCGGCGUAUUUCGUCUGACAAACUCUUCCGCUCACUGCAAAUACUGCAAAUACUGCAAAUACUACUGCGGGUACUGCGGUACUCUGAUCCAGGGUCAGAAUACUGCAGUAUCUGAAUACUUCAGAUACUUUUACUUUGUGUUGUGUUUAAAAUAAAGACGUGACCUGGAAAUAAAAA
Molecule: messenger RNA, 1071 nt
Organism: Boleophthalmus pectinirostris (great blue-spotted mudskipper)
Lineage: Eukaryota; Metazoa; Chordata; Actinopteri; Gobiiformes; Gobiidae
Product: DNA topoisomerase 3-beta-1-like
Exons: 4
Coding region: 439-912 (157 amino acids)
Source: RefSeq, a predicted model, not a curated record